Melampsora larici-populina 98AG31 is the source of this 3999-nucleotide messenger RNA. RefSeq lists its product as uncharacterized. Lineage: Eukaryota; Fungi; Basidiomycota; Pucciniomycetes; Pucciniales; Melampsoraceae. Gene Ontology annotation, biological process: positive regulation of transcription by RNA polymerase II. Gene Ontology annotation, cellular component: nucleus. Gene Ontology annotation, molecular function: DNA binding; histone binding; ATP binding. Bases 1 to 3786 code for a protein of 1261 amino acids. The transcript has 10 exons. The record is from RefSeq and is a predicted model, not a curated record.
AUGGAUUAUGUCAAUUCUUCAACUUAUCCCUACAACGCGUACCUUCAUCCAGCAGCUGUUUUACCGAACGGAGCUCCUUACGCGCUGGACUCUUGGCAAGGAUCGAGUCAACAAAAUCCAAAGGGUUGGAUGGUCCCUAGUCUUUUACCACCUGGACUCGAUCUUUACACUUUGAAAGCUGAACGAGAAAAGUUUAUUGAGGGGCGAAUCCGAUGGGAACUUGGAGAGCUAGAAUCUAUGAACGCCCGCAUACCCGAUACGCCCGUUCAACUUGAAGGUUCUUCCACAGCCACUUCUCAAAAGCUCAAAAGUCUGAUUGCUAUCAAAUCACUCAGACUCCUACACCGUCAGCGCGCCCUACGCGAAGAAAUCGUUACUGGAUACAAUCAAGCCACCAAACUUAGCUUAGUGACAGAUCGCACAGCGACCAAACGCCCCAAAAAGCUUACCCUGCGUGAUUCUCGCGUCACUGAACAGUGCGAACGACGUCAAAAGACCGAACGCGAACAACGCGCCAAACAAAAGCAUCUUGAUUAUAUCAAAGCUGUUGAGAAUCAUGCUCAUCGUCUCAAAUCUGCUCAUGCAGAGAGUCAAGAAGUUUUCAGGAAACUUGGGAAGUCCGUCUUGAAAUUUCAUGUUGAGGCUGAGAAAGAAGAACAACGAAGGAUCGAAAGACUCAGUAAAGAACGUCUUAAAGCCCUUAAGGCAGAUGAUGAAGAAGCCUAUCUCAAACUCAUUGAUACCGCCAAAGAUACUCGAAUCACCCAUCUCUUACGUCAAACUGAUCAAUACUUGGAUUCACUCAGUCAAGCUGUACUUCAACAACAAAACGACGCGGUUCAUCGAGACGGUCAAAUCGUUGUCAGUGGUGUACAAUCAGCGGCAGCAACGAUCGAUGAAAGUGCUUUCGGUGCUGCACCAGUCUUUGAUGACGACAAAGCGAACGCAGCCACUGGUGCGGCAUCCGGAGACGCUGGUAAAGCUGAUUAUUACAAUGUUGCACAUCGAAUCAAAGAAGAAGUGACGAAGCAAAGUUCACUUCUGACGGGUGGUACCCUCAAGGAUUACCAAGUCAAAGGACUACAAUGGAUGGUAUCUCUUUACAAUAACCGACUGAAUGGUAUCCUGGCUGAUGAAAUGGCUAGAAAAACCAUUCAAACCAUAUCACUCAUCACUUGGCUCAUUGAGCACAAGAAGCAACCAGGUCCAUAUCUCGUGAUUGUUCCCCUUUCCACGAUGCCUAAUUGGACACUUGAAUUCGAAAAAUGGGCACCAAGGAUCAAAGUGGUUCUCUACAAAGGCUCCCCCAACGUCCGUAAACAGAUUCAAACUCAGCAGCUUCGCAGUGGUCAGUUUCAAGUACUGUUGACGACCUAUGAAUAUAUCAUCAAAGAUCGACCGGUCUUAUCUAAGAUCAAGUGGAUCCAUAUGAUCAUUGACGAGGGACAUCGUAUGAAGAAUACGCAAUCCAAACUUUCUCUUACCUUGACCACUCAUUACUCCUCUCGUUACCGACUCAUCUUGACUGGUACCCCGUUACAAAACAACUUACCCGAAUUAUGGGCUCUUUUAAAUUUUGUCUUGCCGAAAGUCUUCAAUUCAGUAAAAUCGUUUGAUGAAUGGUUCAAUACCCCAUUUGCUAACACGGGUGGUCAAGAUAAGAUUGAAUUGAACGAAGAAGAAGCGAUCCUCGUCAUUCGUCGUCUUCAUAAAGUGCUUCGGCCCUUUUUACUUCGACGAUUGAAGAAAGAUGUCGAGUCUGAGUUACCGGACAAAGUGGAGAGAGUGAUCAAAUGCAAGAUGUCAGGCCUACAACUCAAAUUGACCAACAUGUUAAAGAUUCACAAGGUGAUCUGGACGGAUGUUGAUAGUUAUGCUAACAACCUGAAGGGGAAUAAUGGGACUGGUGGGAUCAUGAAAGGUUUACAGAAUGUGAUUAUGCAAUUCAAGAAGAUCUGUAAUCAUCCGUUUACGUUUGAAGAAGUUGAACGUACCAUCAAUGGACCUGAUAAACCUACCAAUGAUACCCUUUGGCGAGCAGCUGGAAAAUUUGAGCUCUUGGAUCGAGUCUUGCCUAAACUAUUUGCGACUGGACAUCGAGUUCUGAUGUUCUUCCAAAUGACUCAGGUGAUGGAUAUCUUCCAAGAUUACUGUGCCUAUCGUGGAAUCAAGAAUCUUCGAUUAGACGGUAUGACGAAACCAGAGGAGCGAGCAGAUCUACUCAAGACGUUCAAUCAUCCACAAUGUGAUAUACAUCUUUUCAUCCUCUCCACUAGAGCUGGUGGAUUGGGAUUGAAUCUUCAAACAGCAGACACAGUUAUCAUAUUUGAUUCAGAUUGGAAUCCACAUCAAGAUCUUCAAGCACAAGAUCGAGCACAUCGGAUCGGGCAAAAGAAAGAAGUAAGGGUCUUGAGAUUGAUCACGAGUAAAAGUGUAGAGGAACAUAUCAUGAGUAAAGCUCAAUUCAAGUUAGAUAUGGAUAAGAAAGUUAUUCAGGCUGGUAGGUUUGAUCACAAGAGUUCAGCGGAAGAAAGAGAGAUGUUCUUGAGAGAAUUACUAGAGGAUGAUGAUAAUGAAGAAGAGGGUGAUAAUGAAUUAGGCGAUGAAGAAUUGAAUGAAAUCUUGAAGAGGUCAGAUGAAGAGUUUGAGAUCUUUACCAAGAUGGACAAAGAUCGCACGUUGAACGCUAUAGAAGCUUGGAAGCAAACUCCACGUGGUCAGGCCGGUGAACCUGUUCCCGAAAGAUUGAUGACGGUAGAAGAACUCCCGCAUGUGUACUCGAAAGAGAUUGCCCCACCGGUGGUCGUGGAUCCGAAUGCAGUAGAGGAGGAAGAAGGGGAACCAGGAGUGAGGAAGCCUCGAAAUAGGAAUGCGGUGCAUUAUGAUGAUGGUUUGACGGAAGAGCAGUUCCUGGAAGCUUUAGAAAACGAAGAAGAUUUGACAGAAGUAAUUGCUAAGAAACGAGGUCGAAAAGCAGUUCGAUCGGCUAAUAGGAUGAAGAAGAUGGCGUCGGAACACGAUGGUGGUGAGAUGGAUGACGAUGAAGAGGAAGAGGAAGACGACGAGGAUGAUGAUUUUGUAGGAGAAGGUGGUCGAGGAAGGAGAUUGAGUAGAACAAACUCUGGUACUGUCAAUUCUCCAGAACCUAACAAGAAACGAAAACGUUUGUUUGCGGGUAUGUUUGAUGGAUCAAUGGACGGUGAAGAAGAACGCGGCAAAGGAAAGAGUACCAACAAGAAGCGAAAGAAUGCACACGAGGACGAAGAUGAUGGGGUAUUGAAUGCGUAUCGAAAAGUGAUGAGAGAGUGUUAUGAUGCGUUGAUGAAGCCGAUUGCUCCAGAAUCUGGGGAGAAAAGGAUCAAUUUGUUCAUUGACCUUGUUCAUCGUAAACAAUUUCAAGAUUAUUAUCAAAUUAUCAAAAAACCAAUUGCAAUGAGACAAAUCUCGAAAAACAUUCAAAAUAAGUACAAAACUUUGAAGCAAUUCAAAGAUGAUAUCCAUUUGAUGUUUAACAAUGCAAGAACCUACAACGAGACGGGCUCAUAUGUGUAUGUUCAAGCUGAUGAACUACAAGAUUAUUUCGACCACGUAUUCGAGUGUUUGGUGGAUGAGACUGGAAAGCCACGUUCGGUUCCAUUACCACAAAGACCACCGAAUGUGUCAGGAUCAGAAGGAGAAUCCGAUGAAGGAUCAGAUGAAGAAGAAGAUGAAGAUGAACAAGCAGAGUUUAAUGGUGGUAAUGAACCAAGAAAUAGAUUGAACAUCAAUGGAUUAGAAGAUGAUUAGAUUUAUAAAAGAUCAUCAUUGGUUUUUUUUCUUGGUUUGCGAAAUGUCAAGUUGGUGAAGGUGUGAUAUAUACAAAAAAAACAAAAAAUGGGGUUUGAGGAAAUGUGUAGGAGAUUUUUUUGGCGCUAUAGAUAGCGAGAUAGCAAUUAUAGUGUUUGUAUUUAUUGUACAUCACUCCUUUGAAAGAAAAGCAAAGGAAAACGGUUCUGGUGU